AGGGGCGGGCAUGUGGGAGAACCUGACCCGUAACCCCCCUCGGUGGGGAGUGUGUGGGGCGGGGCCGUGUCGCAAGGUGGGGGUUUACAUUUUGGCCGUGACAGAAGGGACUGCUGCAAAAUAAGGUAGGGCCCGCUAAAGCCAACCUUAUUUGUCACCCAUGCCCAGUGCGCGUAGCAACUGGGGUGUAACCCGUUUGCCAGAGUAUUUGUCAAGGACAGCAGGCGCAGGGAACAAGGGAAGCAGGAGAGGACAAGGCACGUUACCUCAUUAAGCUUUCAUAACUGUCUGAGGUCCUGUUCACUCAGAUUACUUUGCAGGCUGAUUGCAACGGUCUACAUAGUAAUUCUUCUUAAAAUCUCAGCUUUCCCUUUUUGCUAUACUGUCUCAAUAGCCUGAAUAUUUGGUAAAACUCUGCAUGAGUGGUGCAAUUAAAUGAGGGAAAUCUUGCGGUCUAGGAUGGACAAAGUUGAGCUGAGGUUUUGGUACGUGGCCUGCAAUGUACAGUGGGUGUUGCAACGGUAAGAUGUAUGAAUUCUGCUGGUAGGAGAGAGAACUUACUUCACUGCCAUGUUUUUGUGGUUUUGAUCUACCAUAUUAUGCAUAUAAAACGACUGCUAAGAUCUUCACAAUGCUGCCUGAUGUUAUUGCUGUUUGUUAGAAAUACUUAACAAGGAAUAAACCUGUGGUGUUCAGAAUCGGUCGCCAGCUAAAAGCUGAUUAAAAAUAUCUUCCAGUAGGAAGAAUUCUUCUAUGUGGAGAUGCCUGUAUUUGCACAUACAUGAUAUCAUUAGCCACCUAAAAUUAAUGUGGAAAACUGUUAUAAAAUAAUUUUAAAAAACUGUGCAGCAGCUAUUGAGCGUUCUCAGUAAUCCAUGGGUUUAUGUCAUAUUAGUCAAAACCUGGUAUAUUCAUACUCAAUUUUCAUAUAAAACCUUAUUUGAAAGUUUUCCCAUUUAAAGUUUUUAGAGGAAUGCGCUCAGUAGAAAAUUAAAAUCUUCUUUAAAAACCAAUAGACAAUAACCUGUAACUAGCAGUCUUCUUUUGCAUUCUCCUUUACAGUAUAAGCAAGGAUUUUAAGCUCAAUUUGAAAUGCAGCCCUAGCUGUGUGUUCACUGCCUGAUAUUUUUCUGAUCUUGUGGCUCUUCCUCAUUUUACUUUUGUAGGCAGUCUCACGAGAAUACUUUGCUCAGUUCAGCAGUUACGUCUUUUCUGCCUGUCCUUUGUGUUCUUGCCUUUGCAUUCUUCAACACUUCGUGUAUCUGUGGAGUGUGAGAAUUGUUAGUACCUGUGACGCGGUACACCAAACUCAAGUGUGAAAGUGCAAGGAAAAAUUUCAUAUGUCAGUUGCUUCUGUGCCAAAGCAUUAAAUUACUCUGGAGUUACUCCUGCUGGUGCUGAGAUCUACACGUGAUUGCUAUUCACGCAGUGAGAAGCAUGGUGGGAGUACUUACAAACAGCAGAAAAGCAGGAAUCUGGCAGUACUGCCCUUUGUUGAAAAUUGUGGAAAGUUCUUUAGCACUUUUAUUCAGUGAUUAAAUUCAAGACAUGGGGCCAAUGAAAUAUAAGUCAAGCGUGUCCUCGGUGUCCUGUGGUCUGCAGUAUCACCAUUUGUUGAUAAAGUGGAGUCCAAAAAUGAAUUUACAUAUAGUGCGGACUUACUGCUCGUCAGCACCUAAGAGGCCUGAAGCCAAGUCUGCGACAGAAAUGGCCGUGGGUCUUCUUAAUCGGCUGACAGAAGCUGGGACCGUUAUGGGAAAACACUCCCUUCAAAAAAUGUCUGCAACAUGCAAGAGCUGGUGGGACAGAUAUGAAGAUUUUGUUGGAAUUAAUGAAGUUCGAGAGGCUCAGGGAAAAGUGACAGAGGCUGAAAAUAUUUUUAUGAUAGCUCGAGGGAUAGUACGAGAGGCUCGUGAAAAUGUAGAAGCCCAACAGAUAAAACUGAAGGAAAUUCGGGACCGCUUAGACAGGGUCUCUCGGGAUGACACCCAGUAUUUAGAACUGGCUACUCUGGAACACAGGUUGCUGCAGGAAGAGAAGCGCUACCGAGCUGCAUAUUUAAAUGCAGAAGAAUCUGAGAGAGAAAAAUUCUCUCUGUUCUCUGCAGCUGUAAGAGAAAGCCAUGAGAAAGAGCGAACAAGAGCUGAAAAAACAAAGAACUGGUCUAUUAUUGGUUCUGUACUGGGAGCCAUUAUAGGUGUUCUUGGAUCUACCUAUGUUAAUCGAGUAAGGCUGCAAGAAUUGAAAGUCUUGGUGCUGGAAGCACAGAAGGGCCCAGUUAAUUUGCAAGAAGCCAUCAAAGAACAGGCCUCCAGCCAUUACUUACAGCAGAAGGAUCUCAGUGACAUCAUAGCAGACCUGAAAAAUGUGCUGCAAACAAGGACAUCGCAGGAAAUGAAAGAAGGCACCUUGUUAACUAGAGAAGACAAGAAUGACUCCAUAAAAAUAGAUUCUCUUUUAAUUCCUUUAAACGAGCAGCUACACUACACUAAACAAGUCAGUUCAUGUCUAGGGAGUUUACAACAGCAGUUUAACAGUCUGCAGGAAAGUAUAGCGAAAAUGAUUUCUGAGAUGCAGAGUGUUAAACUUGCGGUCCAUUCUAGACCUGCAGAAAGGGUGACACCGAGGUCUUCAGUGGAGGGUAAGGGCCAGGCGUCUGCCGUGAGAGAUGUGAUUUUAGAAUUGUGUGAUACCGAGCGGAGACUGGAAACACAAAUGAAGAGGAAUUCUAUUUACAGCACUGCAUUGACAUGUGCUAUGUUUGCUGUUACUCUGCCAGUACUCUAUAUUAUACUUAAAGGGAACUGAUCUCUAAUUAAUUGCCACAAUUUACUAGAUUAAUAAAAGUAAACUUGCAGUCUAAGCACUUAGAGUACGAGUCCAAAUAAAGUUGAGUUAGUAUUUCUCGUUAUGCUUUCUCCUGUAUAUUUGAAAAACUUGCAAAGCCUUAGUCCAUCUACUGCUGCAGGCUCCAUGUUGACAGUCUUUGUCAUGUGUUGUGGUUUUUAACUCCUCAAGCAAAGGAAAUUCCAGUUUCAUCUGUUGAUUUCAUUCACUGUUGUACACUUUUACCAUCUAGUCCUGUAUAUCAUGACCAUCAGUGAUUCUCACUUUGGAGCUGUAUUUGUGAUUUUCUGUUCAAACGAUUCUUUUAAUCUAUCAUUGAACUAAGUGCUUCAUGUGUAAUCCUUUAUAAUUUUGCUCUUGAUUUCUUCGUAGUUUUGCAGUUUGUCCACACACGAAACAUUAGGAAUCAUUUUACCAAACAGAUAGAAAUAUUUGCUCUGAAGUUUUUAUUUUGGUUUUCGGUUUUCUUUUGGUUUUUUUGGUUAUUUUUUUUAACUAAAUCUAGACACAGUGCAGUGUCUUGUAAUGUGAGGAACAGCAGGGGCCAUGAUACAAUGUGGCUGUACAGCCAGGUGAGGCAUUUAAAAUACAUUUAAGUUACAUGUGGUAACUUUUUCCUAGGAUGGUUUAUCACAGGAAGCAUUCCUGGAGCUUCAGCUGUUUGUUACUUCGAGCUCCAUGUCCUUAAAGGCUUGCAGGCAAGGGAGAAAGAAGGGUUCAGAUACAGAGGUGUAUUAAGUAUGAUGAUGUUUAUUCUGCCAAUGCAAAACAAUUAUCUUUUCUCUACAGACUCCCUAAACCCAUUAUUCCCUAGGUAUAUUGUGGGUUUAGUAAUCACCUAUGAGUAAUCACUUUCUUAUCCCUGCUAAUAUCUCAUUAUCUUAUUGGAACUUUCUCUGGUUUUUGUUCUCUUUCCAAUUGUUACCUAUCAGGAAAUUGAAAUCCUACUCUACAGCAGGUGCUUUUAAGCCAGUAGGUUAGAGGUAACAGUGUUACACAGACUACUCCAAAAUAACAUUUGGAAAAAAGCAAAAGGUCCAGCUGCCUGUUUUUCCAGGAAGGAUGAAGAAUAGCUGAUUGAGGAAAAAUGCUUGUCUGAACAGCUAAACAUCAGUAUCUGUGAGGGGCCUCACACAAAGUUGUUGGUAUCGCUGUGAUAAGAAAUAGUUUUCUCCCUGUGAUGGUAGUAGAUAAGCAAAUGAGGUGUGGAACUCCUGCUGUAUGAGCACCUCUGUGGAACCUUUGCAGACAAAGGAGCAGCAAGCUCACUUCAUGCUGUAAUACCUUUGUGUAAGCAUUUCAGAACAACUUAAGUUGUGUUUAGUAUACACUCUGCUAUGGCGGUUUGGUUUGUUCUGUUUUUUUCCUAUCAACUCUUUCUAGUUUCUUCUGUCUAGUAACCAUAAUAAAAGAGUUUGAGGUUUUGAUUAGAAGCUCCUAAGACUGUAAGAUCUUUGGGACAUGGACGUUUACGCUAUGAGGCACCAGCUUCAUUUGUUAUCUUUAGGUGUUAUUAUAACAUGACUGAAUAAACAAUAUGAGGAAAGAUC
Falco peregrinus (peregrine falcon) is the source of this 4397-nucleotide messenger RNA. It is a transcript of the gene CCDC51, whose product is annotated as coiled-coil domain containing 51. NCBI's taxonomy places the organism in Eukaryota, Metazoa, Chordata, Aves, Falconiformes, Falconidae. Bases 1549 to 2808 code for a protein of 419 amino acids. The record is from RefSeq and is a predicted model, not a curated record. The transcript has 5 exons.